AUGGCAUCGCUACACGUAUUCAGCCAGUAUGAUCCGUAUUAUUGGGGCGGUGUGGUCAUUACCACGUCCCAUGUCCUCACGGGAGCAUCUAGCUUCAAUACGAUGAUUGUCACGGCGAUCACUGUCCGUGUUGGCAGUACCUUCCGAACCAGUGGAGGGCAAGUGUUCAACUAUACGAAGUUAGAGAUUCACGAUCAGCACAAUUCCACAACACUGGCCAACGAUAUCGCCAUUGUUACUAUCGCUGGAAGCUUCUGGGGUAUUCCCAAUGUGGCACCUGUCCGUCUGCAGGAAUAUGAGCUGAAGAUAUCGGAAACGAACCCGGUGAAUUGUUUCGUACUUGGCUGGGGUGAUGUAAAGUCUGGACAACUUGCGGAUAGUCUCCAACGAAGCGAAUACAUACUCAUAAACCAUCAGAAAUGUGAAGCGAAAUGGGGUCCACGGCCAACCUCGUGA
This is a messenger RNA of Anopheles darlingi, 456 nucleotides long. RefSeq names its product trypsin, alkaline B-like. The record is from RefSeq and is a predicted model, not a curated record. Bases 1 to 456 code for a protein of 151 amino acids. The transcript has 2 exons. Lineage: Eukaryota; Metazoa; Arthropoda; Insecta; Diptera; Culicidae. Gene Ontology annotation, biological process: proteolysis. Gene Ontology annotation, molecular function: serine-type endopeptidase activity.